UGAUGGAAACUCCUCCGGGAAGCCGCGAGGAGCCGGAGCCGCGGCAGGAGCUGCGAUUUGGGAUCUGGGAUUUGAAAUUUGGGGUUUGGGAUGGGGAACCCGCGCCCUCCUGCCCCCUGACAGCGCCGGGGGCUGUGGGGAUUUUUUAGGGAAAACCGAAAAAAGGAAAAACUUCGGGAAGCUCCACCUGCUCCUGCCGGGCUCGGGAGGUUUCGCUUCCCCCCGCGGAGCUUUUGGGGUGUGAGGAUUUUGGGGUUUGGUUUUUGGGUUUUUCUCGGGGGGGUGUGAGGGAUUUGGGGUUUGGGAUUGUUUUUUGGGAUAUGCUUUUUGGGGUUUGUGUUUUGGGAUGUAAGGAAUUUGGGGUUUAGGAUUUGUUUUUUGGGGUGUGAGAGGUUUGGGGUUUGAUUUUUGGGGUUGUUUUUAGGGAUUUCUUUUUUGGAGUGUGAGAAGUUUGGGUUUUGGGAUUUGUUUUUUAGUGUUUGAGGAAUUUGGUUUUUGGGAUGUGAAGGAUCUGGUUUUGGGAAUUGUUUUUUGGGGUGUGAGAGGUUUGGGGUUUGGUUUUGACGGUUUGGUUUUUUUGGGAUGUAAGGAAUUUGGGGUUUGGGAUUUGUUUUUAGGGAUUUGUGUGAAGGGUUUAAUUUUGGGGUGUGAGAGGUUUGGUUUUUGGGAUUUGUUUUUUGGGGCGUGAAGAAUUUGGUUUUGGGGAUGUGAAGGAUUUGUUCUGAGGGAUUUGUUUUUUAGGGCGUGAGGUAUUUUUGGGGGGGGAUGUGAGGGGUUUUUUUUGGGAUUUGAGGGAUUUGGUUUUUGGGAUGUGACUAAUUUGUUGUAUGGGAUCUGGUUUUUUGGGGUGUGAGGAGUGUUUUUUGCCGUUUGUUUUUUGGGAUGUGAGGGGUUUGUUUAUUGGGGUGUGACAGUUGUUUUUUGGGAUCUGUUUCUUGGGGUGGGAGGAAUUGUUUUGGGAUGUGAAGGAUCUGUUUUUUGGGGUGUGAGGGAUUUGUAUUUUGGGAUCUGUUUUUCGGAGUGUGAGGGAUUUUUUGGGAGGCGUGAGUGAUCUGGUUUUUGGGAACUUUUUUGGGAUCUGUUUUGGGGUGCGAGGCAUCUGUAUUUUUGGAUCUGCGUUUUGGGAUCUGUUUUUGGGCUGUGAGGGAUUUUUGGGGUGCGAGGCUGGGUCUGUCCCCCCAGGGCCGGCCCGGGAUGCCCGCGGUUCCCCCGGUCCCGGUUCCCCGCAGCGCCGAGCGCAGCUCGAGCGUUUCUCCCGGGAAUGGACGGGGCGGCGCCGGGCUCUGAGGCGAGCCGGGCUCAGCCCUGCCCCGCAGCUUUCAGCACCUCCAAAACCAGCCUUAAACCCAACCGGGGAGGGUUUAGAGCCUCCAAAACCAGCUUUAAGCCCAAUCGGGGAGGGUUUAGAGCCUCCAAAACCAGCUUUAAACCAAACCUGGGAGGGUUUAGAGCCUCCAAAACCAGCUUUAAACCAAACCUGGGAGGGUUUAGAGCCUCCAAAACCAGCUUUAAACCAAACCUGGGAGGGUUUAGAGCCUCCAAAACCAGUUUCAAGCCCCAUUUCGGGGGGCAGAGUAAAACCAGUUUUAAAUCCGAUUUGGGGUCAGAAGGGGCUGAGUAAAACCAGUUUCAAACUGGAUUAAAGGGGUCAGAAGGGGCUGAGUAAAACCAGUUGCAAGCCCCAUUUGGGGGGUGCUGAGUGCCUUUCAAACCAGUUUUAGGCCGGGUUUAGGGCAGAGCAUCUCCUCGCCUCUGGGAUUUCUGGGAAGCUCCCACGGACUCAGCUGCAUCUCCUGAGGAUCCAGAAUUCCAAACAAAUUCCAAAUAAAUUCCAAAUAAAUUCAUCUCCGGCUUUUCCAUCCUGAAGAGCUGCUUGGAACCUCCUGGAAUUUGGAUUUUUUUUGGACACAAAUCUGCUUGGAUCCUUCUGAAAUUCUGAUUUUUCUUUAUACAAAUCCAGUUGGGUCCUUCUCACCUGCUUAAUUCUGGAUUUAUUUUAGAGACAAAUCUGGCGUUUUUUGCUCCUGAAGGAUUCUCCUCCAGCUCCUUGAUUCUGACCUGGUUAACUUGGAUUUAUUUUGGACACAAAUCUGGUUUUUUAUUGCUGAUUGCUUGGAUCCUUUUCACCUGCUUCAUUCUGGAUUUAUUUUAGAGACAAAUCUGAUUUUUAUAUUGCUCCUGAAGGAUUUUCCUCCAGCUUCUUGAUCCUUACCUGAUUAAUUUGGGGUUUUUGGGUUUUUAUUGGUACUGGAGCAUUUUCCCCCUGGCUCCUUGAUCCUGACCUCAGAAAUUCAGAUUUUUUUGGACACAGAUCUGAUUUUUUUGGUCCUGGAUCAUUUCCCCUCUGGCUCCUUGACCCUGACCUGGUCAGUUCCAAUUUUUUGGGACACAAAUUGGAUUUUCCUCGGUGCCACCAUGCGGGGCUGGUGGCUGCUGCUGGCGCUGCUGUGCCACCAGCUGUGUCCCCGCAUGGUGACAGCAGCCAGGAGGGACAGGGACAGGAGGGGCAGGAAGGAGCACCCAGAGCCCCUGAACACCUCCCUGGCCAACAGCGAGGAGCAGCCCAAGCUGCUGGAGGCUGCUGAUGCACGGCUCACAGACCCCCGCAGGACCUGGAUCUCCUUCGUGCACCGCCCAGAUGACGGCAGCAACUCCAAGAGGAGAUGCAAAGGCAAAGACAAGAAAUUGCGAGGCCUGGUGGGGCCUCCGGGCCCUCCUGGGCCUCAGGGACCUCCAGGAGCUCCUGGGGCUGAAGUCACCAGGGAAGUUCUUCUGCAGGAGUUCAAGGAGAUCUUGAAAGAAGCCAUGGAGCACAGGGCCUCCCUGGCCAUCUCAGCCCAGCCCAGCCAGCUGCCCCCGCUGCUGCUGUCCCUGGAGGAGGUUCCCUCGCAGCGGCGCGUGGAGGAGGCGUUCCACUGCAAGCUCAAGGGCCAGGUGCUGGUGGACAAGAAGACCUUGGUGGAACUCCAGAACUUCCAGUCGCCCGUGGCCAAGGGCGCAUUCCUGCGGGGCUCGGGGCUGAACCUGGCCACUGGGCGCUUCACUGCCCCCGUGGGUGGCAUCUACCAGUUCUCAGCCAACAUCCACAUCGACCACAGCGAGCUGAAGAGCAAAGUGCAGCUGCGGGCGCGGGACAGCGUGCGGGUGCUGAUCUGCAUCGAGUCCCUGUGCCACAGACACACGUCCUUAGAAGUCAUUGCUGGCCUGGAAAGCAACAGCAAAAUCUUCACUGUUUAUGUCCAUGGCUUGCUGCAGCUGCAGGCUGGCCAGUACACCUCCAUCUUCGUGGACAACGGCGCCGGCGCCGCCGUCACGGUCCAGCCCGGAUCUGAUUUCAUGGGAAUGCUGCUGGGAGCCUAGCAGCGAGGAUGGCACCCCAAAAUCCCCAAAAUCCCCAAUUUCCUGCCUUUUGGACCGAAAAUAACCCCCUCACUUUGACCUUGAAACUGCUCCCUGCUCCUGCAGAAUUUGAGUUUAUCCCCAGCUCCUCCAGCUUUGCUUCCAGAAGUUGCUGCUGAUUUUUGAGGUCCUCACCAGCUCGUUCUUCAUCAGAAUUCUGCUUUUUGUCCUCUUUUUACCCAAAAAAUCCCUUGGAAUAUUUAAUUUGUGCUUCACCAGGCGCUCACGGAGCAGCACGCUGACUUUGGGGCUCGUUGUGUUGUGAUUUGAUUAUUUCACUGUAGCACUUGUAACCAGCACGGGUUUGGGUUUUUUUUGGGAUUGAUUUGGGGUUUGUUUUGGGGUUGGAAAUGAAGGAUUGAGAUGGGAAAUAUCAGAAAUAAAUCAGUGACUCUUUUCUGUGUGGUGGGGAGGAAGGGGACAAGGAUUUUCCAGCAAAAUUACUUUUGCCAGGGGGUUGAGAAUGGCUUGGAUCCUCUCCCAGGCUCAGAUUUGGGUGUAUUUGACCAGGAAAAUGUUGAAUUUUCCUACAAUCCAAGGAAUCCAAGGCUUGAACUCUUUUAUAUCCUUUAUAUCAAAAUAAAAUUAUAUAUUAUAAUUAUAUAUAUAAUAUAUAUAA
Melospiza melodia melodia is the source of this 4018-nucleotide messenger RNA. It is a transcript of the gene C1QTNF12, whose product is annotated as C1q and TNF related 12. NCBI's taxonomy places the organism in Eukaryota, Metazoa, Chordata, Aves, Passeriformes, Passerellidae. The record is from RefSeq and is a predicted model, not a curated record. Gene Ontology annotation, molecular function: hormone activity. The coding region runs from base 2416 to 3360 and encodes 314 amino acids. The transcript is spliced from 8 exons.